Corylus avellana is the source of this 551-nucleotide messenger RNA. RefSeq lists its product as uncharacterized. Lineage: Eukaryota; Viridiplantae; Streptophyta; Magnoliopsida; Fagales; Betulaceae. The record is from RefSeq and is a predicted model, not a curated record.
UGAACGCAGCCAAAAGGGCACUUUCCCAGCCAGAUCCAGAAGGAUACGGAGACUUGGGGAGAUUCCAGUGAUGCCCUUUGAAUCUCACAAACAACCAGAACCACAAAACGGUUUCCUAUUUAGCCCCCAUCUCUGAGCUUCUCUGUGCUCUGAAGUGAGGGAGUGAGGGAGCGAUCACUUCAAUUGGCUCAGUGCGUUUGGCUUUUUGCCGAUCUCAGGUAGUCAGCGAAGUUUCUGUUGGCAACAAUGGCUGUUUCCGUGAGAUUAAUGGGUCUGAUAGUAGCAUUUUGUGGUGCAGUUUCCUUCAUAUUUGGAGUUGUUGCUGAGAACAAGAAGCCAGCAGCUGGAACUCCAAUAACAGGGAAAGGUGUUGUUAUCUGCAAGUACUCCUCUGAUCCAACUGUCGUUUUGGGGUAUUUGUCUGUAGCAUUUCUCAUUGCUACUACUGUGGCUGGGUAUUUGUCUCUGUUUUACCCUUACAAAGGAAAAUCUGUUCCACAAAGUGCCUUAUUUAGAAGCACCAGUUUUGUUGUAUUCUUCAACAUUGCUAU